This is a messenger RNA of Ilex paraguariensis (yerba mate), 1827 nucleotides long. NCBI's taxonomy places the organism in Eukaryota, Viridiplantae, Streptophyta, Magnoliopsida, Aquifoliales, Aquifoliaceae. The record is from the annotation of a GenBank genome assembly.
AUGGGGAAGAAACGGGUGAUGUUGCCGGCGAGUGAAGUUGACUUGGCGGAGGUGAAAUACGAGCAGGAACUAAUCCAAGCGCCUCGUUUGUCUGGGUUUAAGCUGAAGUUAUUUGUUAAGUUAAUUGAAGCGCCAUUGAUUGGUUCUUUGAUCAUAUCUCAAUUGAAAAAGCAAAAUAAAAUGGUUGAGAUGUUGCAGAAUAGUGUGAUACCAGAGGCACCCAUGUUUAAGCCCGAGUUCCCUCCUCAAGAACCGGAAACUGGUGUUGUUCUUCUGGAGGAAAGUGGAAAACCUGAAGACAGAGUUGAAUUAGCCUUUAAGUGUCUGCCACACUAUGAUCCUGCUAGCAGCUGUAGUGUUGAAUCCCCUACAACGUUCUGCUAUUGGAAGAUUCGUGAUUAUGCAUAUGCUUACAGGUUGAAGCUUGCCACCCCAUCUAUGGUUGCAGAGCGAUUCAUUUCAGCUAUGGAGGAAUUUGUUAACAAGAAGCCCCCGACACCACUGUUGAUUUCUUUUGAUGCUGAGGAAGUAAGAAAGCAAGCUGCAGCUUCCACACAAAGGUUUGAGGAAGGAAAUCCAUUAUCUAUUUUGGAUGGGAUUUUCAUGGCAAUCAAGGAUGAUAUAGAUUGCUACCCUCAUCCAUCAAAGGGUGCAUCAACAUGGAUGCAUGAGGUUCGCCCUGUUAAAAAGGAUGCAGCCAGUGUAUCAAGAUUACGUAGCUGUGGUGUGAUUCUUGUUGGAAAAGCAAAUAUGCAUGAAUUGGGCCUCGGAACAACUGGAAUUAAUCCUAAUUAUGGGACGGCAAGAAAUCCACAUGCUCCAGAUAGGUAUACAGGUGGGUCUUCCUCAGGCCCAGCAGCAAUUGUGGCUUCUGGACUUUGUUCAGCUGCUUUAGGAACAGAUGGUGGAGGUUCGAUUCGCAUUCCUUCUUCCCUCUGUGGUGUAGUGGGCUUGAAAUCAACAUAUGGACGGACAGACAUGAAAGGGUCGUUAUGUGAUGCAGGGACUGUAGAGAUUAUCGGACCAAUUGCAUCAACAGUUGAGGAUGUCAUGCUUGUGUAUGCCGCUAUCUUGGGCUCCUCUCCUCUUGAUAGAAUCUGUUUAAAACCGUCCCUCCCUUGUGUGCCAGAUUUAUCUUCACACGAGAAUUCAAAUGUUCUCGGAUCACUACGAUUAGGAAAGUAUACCGAGUGGUUUAAUGAUGUAUUCUCAACUGAUAUCUCCGAGAAGUGUGAGGGUGUUCUUAAUCAACUAUCAGAAACACAUGGAUGUAAAGUAGUAGAGAUUAUAAUACCUGAGCUUGAUGCCAUGCGCCUGGCCCAUAUUGUUUCAAUUGGUUCUGAAGCACAAUGCUCAUUAACGCCUGAGGUUGAGGAUGGGAAUGGGGCGAAAUUAACAUUGGAUACUCGCACUAAUCUGGCUCUUUUUCGGUCAUUCGCAGCUUCAGACUACGUUGCUGCCCAACGCCUCAGGCGAAGGAUAAUGUAUUACCACAUGGAGAUUUUCAAGAAGGUGGAUGUGAUAGUUACCCCGACCACUGGCAUGACAGCACCUGUAAUACCCCCUAGUGCUCUUAAACUUGGGGAGUCAAAUUUGCAGGUUUCUGGCAAUCUCAUGCGAUUUAUUAUAACAGCAAAUCUUCUCGGGCUCCCUGCCAUUUCUGUCCCUGUUGGUUAUGAUAAGCAAGGACUUCCUAUAGGACUACAAAUAAUAGGUCGUCCGUGGUGUGAAGCUUCAGUUUUGCGUUUGGCUGUUGCAGUAGAGGAACUUUGUGGCAAGCCUAAGAAGAGGCCUGUAUCCUUUUAUGACAUCUUGAAAGGGAACUAG